AUGGCACGACGGCGCAGCGAUGCACACAAUCCAGGAAUUCGUUCGGGUGCGGACGGUGCAGUUGCAGUGGAAGACGAGCAGCGCAGCAGCAGCAGCAGCAGCCAGAAGGGCGAUCUGUCUUGCGGCAGUCGCUCCAGUGAGUCAGUGGUGGUGACGGAUGGGCAUCGCGUGGGCUGGAUGCGCCGAACACGACUGCUGAAGGGAGCUCCUCCACCGCUCUUCACGCUGAAGCGCGAGGACACUGGACAAGCGUCGCACUCGCAUGGAAUCGAGAAACAGAGACAAAGGCAAAGGCGGCGACACGCCUCUCCUCUCCAGUCCCACCCACCGGUCCACCUUUGGUCCUUUGGCGCACAUGUGCACGACGCUGCAGCCGGAUCCACCUGCCCUCCGGCGCUCUCUCUCCUCUCACGGCUCGCCCCUGUCCUUCAGGCUGCCACGACGCUAACGCCCGCAACGGCUAGCGUGUCUCGAGGUCUGUUCCCCGUCGCCUCCUGUCGGUCAGGCCUGCUCGACGUAUAUCCCAUUGGCCCCUCGCCCCUGUCUGGCCGACGUCCCUCGUUCGACUUGCCGCAAUGCGAUAUAAACCCUGUCACGUUUCUUCCAUGCGUUGUCGUCCCACCGUCGUCUGCUGAGCAGCCUGCCAUUUCUGAGUCCUGA
This is a messenger RNA of Glarea lozoyensis ATCC 20868, 660 nucleotides long. RefSeq lists its product as uncharacterized. The record is from RefSeq and is a predicted model, not a curated record. Bases 1 to 660 code for a protein of 219 amino acids. NCBI's taxonomy places the organism in Eukaryota, Fungi, Ascomycota, Leotiomycetes, Helotiales, Helotiaceae. The transcript has a single exon.